Molecule: messenger RNA, 3280 nt
Organism: Rhipicephalus sanguineus (brown dog tick)
Lineage: Eukaryota; Metazoa; Arthropoda; Arachnida; Ixodida; Ixodidae
Gene: OtopLa
Product: proton channel OtopLc
Exons: 7
Coding region: 298-2565 (755 amino acids)
Biological process (GO): proton transmembrane transport
Cellular component (GO): membrane
Molecular function (GO): proton channel activity
Source: RefSeq, a predicted model, not a curated record
GCAAGGGCAGCUCGGGGUUCUGGGCUCCAAGCCGUCUCUCUGCAUUGCUGUUUUUCACGGCACGAGACGGAUUCUAAUCCCUGGCUUCUUGCCUUCCCCCUCUUCCGAUCUUCCCUCCCCCUUUCGCGCGGUUCUCGCACGCCUCGGUUUAUUCUCUUCCUGGCCAUGGAUACGUCGGCCAGCGGGCGACACGCGACUCCGUCACUGCUGCGAAGGCCCUCGCGCCAGCGUCGGCUCAGUCGUGCAUCGACACUGCUCGCGGUCGCACCUUGAUUCGUCCAGCCUGGCCAUCCCGCCAUGCCCCACCGAAGACGACUGACGCCGUCCAAGACGGCGCUUGUGACUUCGUUUCCUUGUUCAGGUCUCUCUCUGGCACGUCCAGAAUCACUCUCCGCAAGAAACGGCCGGGUGAGCUCGCUACCGUCGGGGCCUUCGCCGUCACCGGCGUCUUUAUCGCAACCCGUAAUCAUGGUCAAGAACGGCAUCAGCUUUCUGCAGAACAACCUCAGCCUAGUGAAGAUCGGGCCGACCGACUCGCCCGCCGAGGUCCGCAGGUCCCAGGGUCUGGUCGUGUCCCUGGACGAGUCCUCGAGCGGUGCCGAGAUGUCGUCACACUGCCGAGGAGGGCGCACCACCGCGGUGACGAGCUCACCGGCCACCAUGCACCGCGGCUUGCGCGGAGUCGGUGGACAGCAGCAGCAGCCCUUGACGCCAUCGCCGCCUCCGCCACAGUUCCUGGCAGAUGCCGGCCUGCCUCCGCCGCAGCCGUCGCCGCACCCGUCACCGCACCAGCCGCACAGCUUUUCGCGCACCACGUCCUACUCGACCAUCAAUCCCGACUCUGCCUCGUCACCCGGCAACAAGGUUCGGCCGAAGAACCCGAAGACCCAGCAGUUCAUCAUGGUCAGCUCCAUGUACUGCCAGCUGCUCGUCGUCAUUUGCGUGGUGUUCUUCACAUCCGAAGUGGUGACGUUCAGGGUGCCCCUCUACUACUUCGAGGGCUUCUACAUGUACCUGUACAGCGUGAGCCUGCUGUUCUUGCUCUACGUGUACAUCUACCUGCUGCGGCGCUCUCCGACCGGGUCCGGCGGCGCGUACAAGUGCCCCAAGAAGAUCACCAUACUGGAGAACCUGCGACGCACCGUGGGCGACAAGGCUCAGCCCAACAAGGGAAUGGACGCCGCCUCUGCGGCCGCCCAGAGCGGUGGCGUGCCGCCGAGGCUCAAGAAGCAGCGCAUCUCCGAGAACGACCGCAGUCACGGAAGCCUCUUCCUAAGGAUCGGCGCCAUUGCUUUCGGUUUGGGGACAAUGGUGUAUAACGGCUUGGAGUUCGGAUCGUUCUUCGAGAUUCCAUCCACGUCGCCCUGCUACAGCGUACUGCUGGGAAUCAACCCGGUCUUGCAAAUGGUUUUCACAUUUGCUCAAAUGUACUUUAUCUUCAUGAACGCAAGGCUGAACAUCCACAAGUUCAAAGUGGUCGCCAGAUUCGGCCUUAUGCACGUCGUGGCCACCAACAUAUGCGUUUGGAUACGCACUCUUGGAAAAGAGACUCUGCAGGAAAUCAACGAACACCACCUCAGAAAUGGCCGUGGCAGCACACUGGAAGAGCUCAUCUUGCCCUUCAGGGUGCAGCGAAGCCGCUUUUCCCAGGAAAACGCGUCGCAGAACUUCACCAACCCGUGUGAAAAGCAGGACAUCAUGGGCACCAUCGUGUCCGACUCGUCUCCUUUCCUGUACCCGUUCAUCGUCGAGUACAGCCUCAUCAGCGCGGCCGUGCUGUACGUCAUGUGGAAGAACAUCGGCAAGGAUCCCGUGUACCACGUCGAGAACAGCCACGACGAUGGCAUAUCGCGCACCUCUAGCCUCCAGGCGGGCACCAAGGUCAACUGCACGGGGUCCAGCAAGGGUCUGUUCUUUGGCCUCCUGGUGCUCGUCUGUUCCACCAUCUGCCUCAUUGUCUUCUUCGUGCUGAUCCAGCACGAGCGAUACGCGAUGCUGGCCAUCUACCUGUCUGACCUUUCGCAUUGCGGCAUCAAGGUGCUGACCAUCGGGGCCAUAACGAUCGGUUUCUUCCGCAUCAAGUCGCUCCGCUUUCACCCCGAUCGGAAGGAUCACUUGCGGAGCAUCCUGCUCAGCGUGGCCGCGUUCGGACUCUACGUUUAUGCCAUGUUUGGCAUCAUAGCCGGAAGCCUGCUGCCCAAAGACCACAUCCCGAACCUUCUGGUUAUGGUCACCAGCAUCCUGACCAUCGUCCAGGUGACGAUGCAGUCGCUGUUCAUUGCGGACAUAACCUGCCGCAUGACGUACCUGCCCGAGCACGACCACAGCAAGCCGGGCCGGCAGGUCAUCACGUUCUUGCUCAUCGGAAAUCUUACGCUCUGGAUCAUCUACACCUUCGAGAAGCAAAAGGUUGAGGCCAGCCCCGUGCAACUUGGCUUCUACGGGUUCAUGGCUUGGACAGUGAUCAUACGGGCCUCGCUACCUCUCAGCAUCUUCUACCGCUUUCACUCGUCCGUAACCUUCGCUGAGGUCUGGAAGAACUCUUACAGGAACAUGGGUAAUUGAAAAUUAAGGAGAGCCAAAUACUCAUGUAGCGUACAAAUGAAAUUGCUGUGUGCUGUGAUGUCUUUAUCUAUGGCAUACGCAAUUGUGUUGUUUGCAGCAUGGCAGCAAACUUUUAUGCCAAUGCUCGGUGAGAAUGUGAAAAAGGCAGCAUUCUGGAGUUAAGCUUUUUGUACAGUCAAUUUGUGGUGUAGAAUUCAGCUGUGGUGUUAUCUUGAGUGCGUGGUUGUAUAUUAUAUAAAUGGCUAGCAUUCGAGUCCCUCCCAUUCUCGCGAUAAGCGUACAUUGCUACUUUCCAUUUUGUCAUUCAUAGUGUCAGCGCAAGUCUUUCCUUCAUCGUUAAUGAAGAAUUCAGUUGUGGUGUUAUCUUGAGUGCGUGGUUGUAUAUUAUAUAAAUGGCUAGCAUUCGAGUCCCUCCCAUUCUGGCGAUAAGCGUACAUUGCUACUUUCCAUUUUGUCAUUCAUAGUGACAGCGCAAGUUUUUCCUUCAUAGUUAAUGAAUGGCAGCUCAAUCAAAUGUACAUAUCAUAGUUGUGUAUGUGAUGUACUCUUGUACAUACGUUAAUAACCAUUACUUGCACAGAUGUUUGAUCAUUGUUCACUUUCAUUGCCUGCAGCUAUAUGAGUAGUAUCAGAACCUACUCUUCUGCAGAUGAUUCGUAAAUCAAAGCUGCUCACUUGCCAUAUGUUCCUUUGUCCCGACGUGACAAAUAAAGAU